Molecule: messenger RNA, 1251 nt
Organism: Caenorhabditis angaria
Lineage: Eukaryota; Metazoa; Nematoda; Chromadorea; Rhabditida; Rhabditidae
Source: the annotation of a GenBank genome assembly
UUGCAAGAAAAUGUGACUCCGGAUGUUGCUAUCACAUGUUGGGUGACACUACAAAUUUUACCGGUUGGUUUUUUUCAUCUUUGAAAAAUUUGUUUUUUCAAAAUGAUUAUUGAUUUUUUCCAGGAUUUAUUACUGGAAUAUAAAUUGUUUGAAUUUGUGAAUAUUGCCGAUGAUUUGCAGCAUAUUGUGAGAGAAACUGUGGGUUUUUUGAGAUUCUUCCAAAUUCUGGUUCAAAAAAAAACUUUUUUUUGUUUUUUAAUAAUUCAGAAAUUUUUUCAGCCAUGGUAUCGAGAAGCCGAUAAUCGAAAUCUUCGAAGCAUAAAUCUGCACUCAUAUCAAGGAUUGGAUAGACAACCAGGAGUGAGGAAUCCAAUGAAAAUUCAACCUUUGGAAGUUUGCGGAGUUGAGGCAAUUGUUAUAUCGAAAACUGAUGUGUUGGUUUUGACAAAUACACAAACUGCAUUCAAAAAAGUUGUGAUUUCGGAAAAGGAUAAACUUCCACCAGUUGGUAGGGUUUUUAAAGAUUAGAAAAUUUCAGCACAAAAGCCAUGUGGAAAAUUUUAUUUUGAAAAUUUGACAUUAAAAAUCCUGAAAAUUUUUGAAAAAUCAAAUUUAGCGCAAAAAAAAAAUCUACGUGGCAAAUUUUGCACCCAAAUUGUUUGGUAUCAAAAAUAUAACUUCUAAAAUCCACGUGGCAAUAUUUUUAGAGCUGAGGAAAAAUCGUAACGUUGUAGAAAAACAUUAUAUCAUCAAAACUACGUGGAAAAGUUUUAUUUAAAAAAAAAUCUGGCCCAAAGUUUUUGAUGGGAAAAAACAUUUUUUUUUCACGCUACAGUAAUAAUAAUGAUUUUCUCUAGCAUAAAUCGUUUUUCCAUCUUCAAAAUCAACGUGACAUAAACUAAAAAAAUGUCUACAGGUACCUCUGUCAAAAUCAAUGCUCGCCUGCUCGAACUUCUCGGAUUUUAUGCAAUUAUCACAUUCAAAAUUGAAAAUAAAGCGCUAAAAGGAACCCACGAGGAUAAACUACGUGUCACAAUCAAAAAAUGCCCAGAAGUGCCAGGAUUCGUUUUUUGUGAAUUUUAUGGAAUUUAUUUAGACGACCCCGAAAAUGUGUUGGAAAAAUGGUAUUUUUCGAAAUAUUCGAAUAGCGGUUUGGCUGUUGCGUUGAUUAGUGGAGCACCAAGUUUGAAUGGAAAAGCUCGAUAUUAUGUGGCUGAAAUUAUUGAUGAUAAAAAAGAAGAAGAAAAUUGA